AUGGCUUCUGCCAUAUUCUUCCUCGAUUUGAAGGGCAAGACGCUGCUUGCCCGCAACUAUCGAGGUGACGUUCCCAUGUCCGCCGUCGAGAAAUUCCCCAUCCUACUAUCCGAGGCCGAAGAGGAAUCAUCGGCUGUGCCCCCCUGUUUCUCCGAUGAGGGAAUCAAUUAUCUCUACAUCCGCCACAACAACCUCUACCUCCUUGCGUUGACGAAAAGAAACUCCAAUGCCUCCGAAAUCCUUCUAUUCCUCCACAAGAUUGUAGAGGUAUUCACCGAGUACUUCAAAGAGCUGGAGGAAGAGUCGAUACGUGACAACUUCGUCGUCAUCUACGAAUUGUUGGACGAGAUGAUGGACUUUGGCUAUCCUCAAACCACCGAGUCCAAAAUCCUCCAAGAGUACAUUACUCAAGAAUCGCAUAAACUCGAAGUCCAGGCACGACCACCGAUAGCCGUGACGAACGCCGUGUCGUGGAGAAGCGAAGGAAUCAGGUACCGCAAGAACGAGGUGUUCCUGGAUGUCAUCGAAUCUCUCAACCUACUGGUCUCAUCUACCGGUAACGUCCUACGGUCGGAAAUCCUAGGUGCGGUCAAGAUGAAAUGUUAUCUCUCUGGGAUGCCUGAACUACGGUUGGGCCUGAACGACAAGGCCAUGUUUGAGACCACCGGCAGGGCUACACGAGGAAAAGCGGUGGAGAUGGAAGAUGUCAAAUUCCACCAGUGCGUCCGAUUGUCCAGAUUCGAGAAUGACCGGACUAUCAGCUUCAUACCGCCUGAUGGAGAAUUCGAGCUCAUGAGUUACCGUCUUAAUACGGCAGUAAAGCCGCUGAUCUGGGUUGAGUGUGUGGUCGAAUCGCAUUCCGGUUCUCGAAUUGAAUACAUGCUCAAGGCCAAGGCCCAAUUCAAAAGACGGUCCACGGCCAACAAUGUCGAGAUCAUCAUCCCUGUUCCUGACGACGCAGACACGCCUAGAUUCCGCACGAAUAUCGGAUCAGUCCAUUACGCUCCCGAAAAGUCGGCAAUAGUAUGGAAAAUCAAGCAAUUCGGAGGUGGAAAGGAAUUUCUUAUGCGUGCGGAACUUGGUCUUCCCAGCGUCAAAGGAGAUGACGAGCGCGGCGGUGGUAUGACUGGUGGGUUUGGCGGCAGUAUGGGAGGCAUCUCCGGCCAAGGAAAGGCCAAAAGACCCAUCAAUGUCAAGUUCGAAAUCCCCUACUUCACCACCAGUGGAAUUCAAGUCCGAUACUUGAAGAUUAUUGAACCAAAGUUGCAAUACCCAUCACUCCCAUGGGUACGAUACAUCACGCAAUCAGGCGACAUUGCUGUCCGGAUGCCGGAUGUCCAAGGAUGA
Capronia coronata CBS 617.96 is the source of this 1347-nucleotide messenger RNA. Its product is annotated as AP-1 complex subunit mu-1. Gene Ontology annotation, molecular function: clathrin-cargo adaptor activity. The record is from RefSeq and is a predicted model, not a curated record. The transcript is spliced from 4 exons. Gene Ontology annotation, cellular component: clathrin-coated vesicle; clathrin adaptor complex. Lineage: Eukaryota; Fungi; Ascomycota; Eurotiomycetes; Chaetothyriales; Herpotrichiellaceae. Gene Ontology annotation, biological process: vesicle-mediated transport; intracellular protein transport. Bases 1 to 1347 code for a protein of 448 amino acids.